Messenger RNA from Schizosaccharomyces japonicus yFS275, 2640 nucleotides. RefSeq lists its product as hypothetical. Gene Ontology annotation, cellular component: protein-containing complex; chromatin. Bases 69 to 806 code for a protein of 245 amino acids. Lineage: Eukaryota; Fungi; Ascomycota; Schizosaccharomycetes; Schizosaccharomycetales; Schizosaccharomycetaceae. The transcript has 4 exons. The record is from RefSeq and is a predicted model, not a curated record.
GCGAACUAUCACCAAACGCAACAGCGGGCCAAUUCGUAUAUAAUACGUUUACAUUUAUCUAAAAAAAGAUGAGGAAAACUGAAGCGAAGAAACGCAUGAAGCAUCCAGAAGCGAUUUCUUCUUUUUGCGACGCCCUAAAUCAAUUUGGGAAUUUAAACAAAAGUUUUCUCGAGAAGAUACAAGACAUACAAACAAAUACUUUAGAAAUGCGACAUCACAUCGACCAAACUGUGGAAAACUGUUUAGACAACUCUCAAUUGUCAAGAUACUCACUAGACUAUCUACAAUUUCUGCUCCAACGAAAUAAAUCAACCACUGAUAACAAAGUUACUCUUUCUUUGUAUGCAAAAUUAAUAACAAAUAACGAAAUUCUGAAAAUCGACGAUGCAUUUGCCGAUAUGGAAAGAACACUCCCAUACUUCCUUUUUCCAAAGAAGGACGACGAGUCUAAACAAAACAACUCCAAACAAACGCUCAGACAAACUACUGGACGUGUAUUACGGCGGCGAACUCGCAGCCGAGUUGCUCCAAAGUAUCUUCAGAAUACAGAUGACUCAUCCAGUCAAACGAACUCAAGUGACGAGGAUUAUGAAUCAGGAAACUCCGCCUCUCUUACUGCUCACUCUCAGGUUCCAUCCAGUUUAAGUGAACAAAAUGGUUGCUACUGUGAUGGCCAAGAGUUCGGUCAGGUGGUAUAUUGCUCUAAUACAAACUGUGAACGGCAUUGGUUUCAUUUAGCAUGUUUACACAUGGAGGAUUAUCCAUCAAAACAAUGGAUUUGCGACAGGUGCCUAGAGAAGGCUUGACUUGCAUUAUAGUUGGUCAUUGUCAAAAUUAAAACUCUCCAUUUUAAGAGCGAGUUCUCGUACUCCCUCAUGACCUAUCUAAUUUGCAAAUUAGCAAACACACAUCUCACUAUCCUGUACUAUAAACCGUAUCACAUUGUUUUUCCUCCCACCCUCUACGCCUUUUACACUUACAUCGUUUCUUUUCUUUUACAUAUUUGUUGACCACAUAUUCUUUGCUGAAAACCGACGAAUGUCGCUACAAAAAACUAUUUCUGAACCGGAUUACUUUUGUGUGAUGACCAUAUUUGAAUAUGUGAAUCACUACAACCGCUGGCAAAUAAGUUAAGGUAAUUUUGGAGUACAUCGGUUGAAGACAUUGGAUGCUUCCAGCAGACACAUAGCGGAAUUCUGUUUUGAAAAGAUAUGGUUUCAACGGCUUGACCUCCCUCAAGGUCCCAUAUCUUCAUCGUCCGAUCGUCCGAAACCGAAAGGAAAUACUUACCGCAUGGAUGGAACGUAAUACUAUGGACCCAGUUUUUAUGCCCUUCGAACUUAUGUAGCAGCUUCCCAGUAGCACCAUCCCACAGGAAUAUUUUGUUGUCUCUGGAUCCAGUUAAAAAUAACAACCGUGAUAAUGUUUCUUGACGUGCUGCUACUUCUCGUCCAAAAAAUUUCUGCACGUAGGGAUAUGCUGUAGAUGGCAGUACUUCCACACACUCAAUUACAUGUGAAUGUCCCGUGCAGAGAAUCGGUCGAGCACUUUCGUUUCUGAGAUCUAACACUCGUGCUUUUCCAUCAUUACCUGCGGCCACAAAGUGCUCUUUGUCCUCAAAAACAGCCAGUGCACGGACCCACUGUGAGCCAAAUUGAUUGAAAACUCGAACACAUUCUCCAGUUUCAACAUCCCAUAAGCGGACGCUUCCGUCCUUUGACCCCGAUAACAAAAGUAAAGGACCAUCAUGCUCUUUUAAAAAUCGAAUACAUGACACCGUAGCCUCAUGUCCAGUUAAUGCGUAAAGAUUCGCAUAUCCGCUGGUAGCAUCCCAAAGGCAAAUAGUUGCGUCCUCUGCACCUGAUGCAAGAUAUACUUUUUCUUGUUCAUUUCCAGUCGUUUCUGAAAAUGCAAGAGCUCGAAUGCUUUUGAAGUGUCCAACAAGAGUCGUUUCGAGAGAAUUUGUAUCACAAUCCCAAAUUUUUAUUUUCGCAUCUUCACUUGCAGAGGCCACUACUGUAAUGUACGGGUGGAACGCCAAAGCAGUAAUUGGGCUUCUGUGUCCCAGAAGUUCCACUUCAUCAUCUUUUUGCGGAAGCCAUAUUUCCUUAGUAGCCUUAUAUGGUUGUAAUUUUACAAGUUCAUUUUCCAGCUUACGAUUGUAGAACUCAAGUUCUAAGAUCUUUCGUACUUAGCAUUAUACGAUUAUCUCUUUAUCCAUUCUAACUUACUUUUUUCUGUAGUCUUAGCAAGCCUGUCCACUUUUUUUCGAGGUGAUUAUUAGCUCUACUAAUUUCGAGACUCUUUCCCUUUGACAAUUGGAUUUGUCGUUCCUCCAAUUCUUCUUUAAACGUGUCGUGCGACCGCUGAAAUCCAUUGGUUUCAAAGUGGUCAAGAAUUGCCAGGUAUCUAAUGAAUUGAAUGUUAACAUAAUCCUAAAACACGCGUACCCACAAUUCAGCUUUCUGCUUUGAAGUUAACAGAGACAUGACUUUUAACACAAGGAUUACAAUAAUUGUGAAGGUCUCCAAUUUCCAAUGCAGUAAUACUCUUUUAAUUUGCAAACAGCAACAAUUUUUUGAAAUUUGCUAAACUGACGCGUUAUAUUUGUACAAUGGGGUAAUUUUUGUCGUAAUUGAU